AUGGCUUUCUUCUUACCAGACACGGUAGACGCAAAGUACCGGACAGCUGCAUGGGUGAUGGUUGUUCUCUUGUAUGGAAUGCCUGCAGCUUACCUUUGUCACCGCUGUUGGGUUAUCAUGGAGAAUGAGCAAACAGCUUUGAGUAUGACAAGGUCGACCGACUACGGACACUUGCCAGAUUUCUUCGUUUGCAGCGGCCAGGCCACUUCGGCACCCAAAGCUCUACAGUGCCAGCUGACUUCCUUUACAACUGCCAACAAAACCUGGGCUGCAACCCCGGUGGACCAAGGGAAGCAACAUGCAAUUCAACAAGCUGCAAAGUCUCCUGUGAAGCAGUUUUGCCCCGUGUCAGGAUACAAUCUCACGGAGUCAGUGCAGCUGAACCACAUCCACUACCGCAAAUACCCCAUCAUUGGGGAGUGUGCUGUCCUUGUGGUCUCAAAGCUGAAGCCCAAUGUUGUCGACACGCCUGCGCAGCUUUAUUACAAGUUUGUGACACCUGGUGUUCACGAAAGUGAUGCCACGCUGAUUUUGAGAGUGCAUGAUGAGAGGCAGCACCGCUACACAAUGACGACAUUGACAGCCUUCACACCUGGUGUCCAAGUGGUUCAUAUAAAAAAGAGAAGAGAAGGUUCAAAAAGGUUGUCAGCUCAUCCAAGUCUCCAUGACUUUGCUCAGCAGAUCACGAAUUUGACGAUGUGGAAGAGUCUAUACCAGGUACUAAUUGACCCACCGAUGAGCAAUGUCUACACCUCGCAACUUGAGUACCAGUACCCAGAUAUGCAUACAGAAUCUGUAGGGAAUCUGACAGUGCAGCACUACCAGGUGACAUUGAAACUCAUGAACGACUAUGUGGACGAAGAAGUGGAGGUAGGGCGCUUUGCACAGAUUUUCAUGUUGCUGGCCAAGAUUGGUGGGUAUUUGUCUGUCCUCAGCGCUGUGCUUGGUAUUUGCUGGGUCCGGCGCUGGCCGCAAAGCAAGACCGUCCAGACUUAUGAAGCCAAAACCUUCCUCUUUGGUGACAAGGGGGGCGUUCCCCUACAUGAACAAGCCGAGCUAGGUGCACGCACCGCGACCGCCAAAUGA
Molecule: messenger RNA, 1086 nt
Organism: Durusdinium trenchii
Lineage: Eukaryota; Dinophyceae; Suessiales; Symbiodiniaceae
Source: the annotation of a GenBank genome assembly